CUAUACACAUAUACACGAGCGCAAUGUACGUCUGCUUACGUGGCAAAAAUUGAUUGGCAAAAUGACUGCAUUCUACGUGGCAAGUAGCAACCGAAACAAAUUUUACAACUAACGCCCAUCCCAAUAUUAACCCUCGCUCUCAACUUAACGUUGUUUCCCAAAUUCCUAGUCAUCUUCCUCCUCUGCCUUCUUCUUCAUCUUCUCCGUUCUGUUAUUUGGCAAAGCAAUGAAUUUUGCAACUCGGAAACUCAUCUUCGCUCUCCUGAUUGUCUCUCUCUACCCUCUCUCUCUCUUCGCUCGGCCGUAUGUUCUCGUCCUCUCUCAAGACGACCUCUUAAACACCCCCAACUCGCCCGACGACUCACCGCCCGUCGACUCGACUCAAAAUGACUCGCCCGAGUGGGAUGAGUUUGGCGACUCCGGCUCCCCACAGUCCGAGGAGGAGCUCGACCCGGGCUCCUGGCGCCCCAUCUUCGAGCCCGACCCCUUUAGGCCCGACCUGGCCAACAACCCGGACGAACGCUAUUACUCCACCGUAUCCAAAUUAAUCAAGUCCGUCAGCUCCGGCGCUGUAGCUACGGGCCAGAUGAGGAAGCAGAACAAAGCCAAGGCCUUCACGUACCACUACUUCGCUUCCGAGGGUGGUAACAUGCAGUCGAAGAUGGCUCUCGCUUAUACUUACUUUAGGCAAGAUAUGUUUGAUAAAGCAGUGAAGCUUUACUCGGAAUUAGCCGAGGCAGCAGUGAAUAGCUUCCUAAUUUCGAAGGACUCGCCGGUGAUCGAGCCAGUGAGGAUCCACAAUGGAGCUGAGGAGAACAAGGAGGCAUUGAGGAAGAGCAGAGGCGAAGAAGAUGAGGACUUUCAGAUUUUGGAGUACCAAGCUCAGAAGGGAAACUCUGCGGCAAUGUAUAAGAUUGGACUCUUUUACUAUUUUGGGCUGAGAGGGUUGAGGCGCGACCAUGCCAAGGCGUUGUCGUGGUUUUUGAAAGCGUUGGAGAAGGGAGAGCCUCGGGCGAUGGAGCUGCUUGGGGAGAUUUAUGCUAGAGGAGCUGGGGUUGAGAGGAAUUACACCAAGGCUCUGGAGUGGCUUACACUCGCAGCCAAACAGGAGCUUUAUUCAGCCUAUAACGGGAUGGGCUAUUUGUAUGUUAAAGGAUAUGGGGUGGAGAAGAAGAACUACACCAAAGCAAAAGAGUAUUUUGAGAAGGCUGCUGAUAAUGAAGACGCAGGGGGGCACUAUAACCUAGGAGUAAUGUAUCUCAAAGGGAUUGGGGUAAAGAGAGAUGUGAAACUUGCAUGUAAAUACUUUAUAGUGGCUGCUAAUGCUGGUCAACCCAAGGCAUUCUACCAGCUGGGAAAGAUGUUUCAUACUGGAGUUGGGCUUAAGAAAAAUCUUCCCAGGGCCACUGUAUUGUACAAACUAGUUGCAGAAAGGGGACCGUGGAACUCCUUGUCCAGAUGGGCACUAGAAUCAUACUUAAAAGGGGACAUGGGCAAGGCAUUCUUCUUGUAUUCAAGGAUGGCUGAGUUAGGCUAUGAGGUAGCGCAAAGUAAUGCUGCAUGGAUUCUUGACAAAUAUGGAGAACGUAGCAUGUGCAUAGGAGAAUCCGGCUUCUGCACGGAUGCAGAAAGGCAUCAGCGUGCUCAUUCAUUGUGGUGGCAAGCAUCUGAGCAGGGUAAUGAACAUGCUGCUUUGCUGAUUGGGGAUGCAUAUUACUAUGGUCAGGGUACUGAGAGAGAUUAUGAACGUGCGGCAGAGGCUUACAAGCAUGCCAAGUCCCAGUCUAAUGCACAAGCCAUGUUCAACCUUGGUUACAUGCAUGAGCAUGGACAAGGGCUGCCUUUGGAUCUUCAUCUCGCGAAGCGUUACUAUGAUCAAGCCCUAGAGAUUGAUCCGGCAGCAAAGUUGCCUGUCACAUUAGCCCUUACAAGCUUAUGGAUACGAAAAAAUUAUGCCGAUGGUUUCCUGGUCCAUGUGAUCGAUUCAUUGCCUGAAGUUUAUCCCAAGGUGGAACAAUGGGUAGAUAAUGUGCUUCUAGAGGAAGGAAAUGCGACAAUAUUGACUCUUUUUGUUUGUCUCCUCACUGUCCUAUAUCUUCGUGAGCGACAACGCAGGCAUGCUGUUGCUGCCCCUGGUGGGAUGGCUGUGCCACACCACCCGAAUGAGCAUGUUGCACCAGCACCCUUAUAGUUUUGUUGGCAAUGGUGGUCUUCAGGAACUACAAGGCUCUUUUUGCCGUUCCAUCUGUUAAGAACAAAUAUUUUCCUCUAGAAUGCUUAUGUACAGGUAUCUGAUGCUCAAAUUAUUUGGAAAAAAAGCUUUUGUUUGGGACAAAUUGUACCAUAGACAUAGAGAGAUUUGCGGAAGUAGAAAAUAACAGUGCUUUUGCCUCACAUAUAGAAAACCUUGUAUCGCUUCUAAAUUUCAGUUAAAGAGGUAUGACUCUUUCUCCGCGUUGCCCUGCAGCAGGCUAGAAUUCAGUA
Molecule: messenger RNA, 2484 nt
Organism: Prunus mume (Japanese apricot)
Lineage: Eukaryota; Viridiplantae; Streptophyta; Magnoliopsida; Rosales; Rosaceae
Gene: EBS5
Product: HCP-like superfamily protein
Biological process (GO): ERAD pathway
Molecular function (GO): protein binding
Source: RefSeq, a predicted model, not a curated record